AUGCUCCAAGGAAUUGGCAACAUGAUUUGGUUCAAGAAAGUGGUUGACCAAGCAAAGGCAUUUACCAUAUUUGUCUAUGGCCACACAAGGACAUUGGAGUGCUUGAGAUACUUCACAGAGGGGAAAGAGGUAGUGAGGCCAGGAGUGACUAGGUUUGCUUCGAACUUUCUCACUUUGAGUAGCAUGCAAGAGAAGAAGGACCAGCUAAGGAAGAUGGUGGUUGAUAGUAGGUGGGACUCAUUGAAGGAUGUGAACAAAGAAAGAAAGAAAAGAGGCAACAACAACUAUAUUGAGUCCAAGCUUUUGGAAGGAUGUGAAGCUAACAUUGACAUUUUUGAGCCAUUGGUCAAAGUCCUCCGUUUGGUUGAUGGGGAUGUGAGGCCAUCCAUGGGUUUCCUUUAUGGAGAACUACUAAAGGCAAAGAGACAGAUCAAAGAGGCCUUUAGAAAUGUUGAGGCUCGGUUCAAGGAUAUAAUAGCUGUUAUUGACAAGAAGAUGAAUGGAAGACUUGAUUCUCCAUUGCAUUUGAUGACCUAUUUUUUUUGA
Molecule: messenger RNA, 546 nt
Organism: Miscanthus lutarioriparius
Lineage: Eukaryota; Viridiplantae; Streptophyta; Magnoliopsida; Poales; Poaceae
Source: the annotation of a GenBank genome assembly